Molecule: messenger RNA, 6550 nt
Organism: Talpa occidentalis (Iberian mole)
Lineage: Eukaryota; Metazoa; Chordata; Mammalia; Eulipotyphla; Talpidae
Exons: 2
Coding region: 4127-5230 (367 amino acids)
Molecular function (GO): structural molecule activity
Source: RefSeq, a predicted model, not a curated record
CAGAUAAGACACUGGCAAGCAGUGAAGCCCAAAGGGCCUCACACCGUGGGGCCGAAGCCAAAGGGCCUCACACCGUGGGGCUGAAGAUUCCUUGUGCCUCACACCGUGAGGUUGAAGAUGUAACAUUCCUUCACUUUCUGUUCUUGGUCAUAAAUAAGAAAAAAUUUCCCAAAAAAGUACAUUAGGCACUAUAUUAUAUGCAUCAGUAUAUUGCAAAUAAACGGCAUGGAAAAUUAGAAACUAAUUAUUAAACAAUUUGGCCUACUUGACAAUGGAAGACAACUUAUUGAAUAUGCCUGACAAGCAUUACAAUACAAUAAUCAUAGCAGGUCCUUCUAUUUUGUUUUCUCUUGAAGUUUCUUGGGAAAGUUUUUAAUAUGAAGCUAUUUGAGUUAAGGAAUUUCUAGGUAGAAAAAGUUCUGAUAGCUGAACUGCAGCUGGUCUCCAGCUGAAGGUCAUGUGAAUAGAAUAGUCCUUUGAUGCUUAGGCUUUAGCUGAUAGGGAUGCACUGGCGGUUAUUCACUGUUUUAAAUAAUUGUCUGAAUGAAAAAAUAAGUAGCUUUAAUGUUAGGUUUGGUUUAUUAUCUGUUAACCUUGAAAGCUGCCGUCUAGCUGAGACCUGUAGGGGCCAGUAGUCUAUGGGAAACAUAAUAUACUAAUUGUUUAUGCUUUACACAUGAUAAUGUAUUUUCUUAUUAUUAUUACUAAUAAUGAAUAAAUAAAGACCUGCUGAGUCUCUCGGCAGAGGAUACUAGCACCUCACCAAGUGUCAGUGUCUCCUCAUUCUACUUCAUCCCCUUCCCCUCAGCCCUUAAGUUUUCAGUUCUUUCGUUUUCGCCUAGGCCGUCUCAUCCUUUCAGGAACCCCUGACAAGACGUUUUGCUGGAGGCUGGUCCCCGGCAAGUGGCGCCCGGAGCAGGGACUUGAAAGGUAAGAUUUCUUUCCCGUGCGGGGAUGGCUAGGAUCUGCUCCAUAGGGUAGGGCGCAUACCCGCCUGUAGAGAAAGCAGGUUUGAGGGGAGCAGUAAGUCAGAACCGUAAUAAGGCGAGUGAGUGUCUUAUUACGUGAUAAGGCGAGUGAGUGUCUUAUCGUUGAGAAGCAUUGGGCCAUAUUGAGUCUAAGGAAAGAGGACUCUUUAUUGAUCUAAGUAUACUUGUUAAGAGAGGCCUUAAGACCUCUCAUGCGCAAUUGGCUAGUUUCCUAAAUUUUGUUGAGAUGUGUUGUUCUUGAUUUCUAAAAUGACAGAAGAAAAUUAUGGCUGUCUGCAUGCCUAAAGGACAUCAAAGAGGACUCAACUGACAGCCCCGUAUUAACAAAACAGUAUUAGAGAAAGUGAUCAGGAUUCUUGGGAUAGUGAAAUUGUUUUUCAAAAGCCAAAACUUGAUUCUAGAGCUAGUACUGACCUCUUUGCAGAGGCAUCGGCUCCCAAUUAUGAGACCAUUCCAAAAUCCAGCCCAAAUUUCCAGCCCCGACUUGGCUAAAAUUGUUGAGAUAAAAAUAAAAACUCAAAAACAAGUAAGAGAUAAUGUGUCAUAAUCUUAAAUGAAAGAAAAAAUGCUCCAAUCUUUUCCUGUUAAUUAUUUGGGGAGGAGGCUAGGUUCCCCCUGGUGGAGUUUUGCCGUUGUUUCUUUUAAAAUAAAUAAAUAAAUAAGGCAUUUCUAAAUAAUAGUAUUCAAAGUUCAUUCACAAUUGGUAAAGUGAUAGAAAAUGGUUAAAUAUGACUAUGUAAGAUUAUAUGACUAUAAUAUGACUAAAAGGUUUUUAUUAAAAUAAUAUAAACCCACUGCAAUGGGCUGGUGGGGGCUGCCCUUGAUCUCAACAAGCAGCUGCCUGGACUUUUUCUCCAGUGUUGGGAUCACUGGCAGGUCUCUACUGUCUUCCUGCUGUGGGGGACUAAACUUUUCUAUUGUCCACCUUAAAAAAACUAUUUUGGUUCAUUGUACAAAAAUAGUUCUAUUUCCCUGUGUUUCUCUGAUUUUAAAGUCUAAAUUGUCUUAGGCAAAAACUGUUGAGUUACUUUUGACUUGCUAACAAGCUACACAAAAUACUUAUUGGUUGAAUAAAGCUUUUAAAUUUACUUAUUGGACCUGUGAAAAGUUAAGUUUCUUGUUAAAACUAAUUAACCUGGUAAAAUAUAAAGUGGUAAUACAGACAUUUUUGAGCAAAAUUCUAAACCUCAGUAUCUUCACACAUAUUGGUAAAAUAACUAUGUCUUAAAUAUAUACACAUGGCCAAAAUUUUAAAUGUAUAUCAAGAAAUCUCUGUGUCUGUUUGUGUCUGCUUUUGUGUUUUUGUUUUGUUUUGUUUUUUACCUCCGGAGGACUAAUCAUAAACGGCGCCUAUAUAAGUUCUCAUAAAAACAAAUUUUAAGAUCAUGAGCAAAAAUUUUUGAUAUACAAGAACUAGUUCAAGUUUUAUCAUAAAAUUCAAAGCAUAUAUGCAUUAAAGUUAUGUUAAAUAUUAACAAUUUACUGUUUAAAUGUAUCUUUAAAGUGUUUUUCUUUUCUUGACUAAAAAAGUGUGUGUGUGUGUGUAUAUAUAUAUAUACUUACAUAUGUAAAUUUUUUGUCAUAUUAACAUUAUCAAGUGAAACUAAGCUAUACUGUUUUUAAGUCAAUUUUAAAAAACUGCAAUGUUUAAAGUAGUAUUUUGGGGUGACAAACACACAAAGCACCUCCUUGUGUUCUGGAUUACUAAAAAGAAACCACUAUCAUGAUUUGUUAAAAGUUUUAGUAAUGUCUAUUUUAAAAAAAAAAAAAAAAGCAAUUAAGGAAUUGUUAGACACCGUGCUGAUGUUACUUGCAUAGCAGGGCAUAAUUAGCCUAACACCUGGCCCACAAAAGCCACGCCCUUUACUUUGGUUGGACUGGGAUCAGCACAAAAUGUGGCAAAAAGUUCUCAAAUUUUAAAUAAAAAUAAUGGACAGGUGUCCGGGACUUCUCAACCUUAUGUUAUUCCUUCCCUUUCUAUGACAUUAUGGGGAAGAGCUGUGUUAUCGCAAAUAGAAACAUUAAUUUUCAGCCCUAAUAAUAUAGUUACAUCACAAAUGUUGCAAAUGGGCUUUCACCCUGACCAAGGAUUAAAAAAAAAAAUCUUUAUGGGAGAACAACUCCAAUUGAGCCAGUUCCCAGAAGCGCUAAGGCCGGUAUGGGGUACGGUCAAAAUUUAACCUAGGGGCCAUUGCUCAAGUUGCAGCCGACCCAGUCACCUGGAAAGAUAAUAAACCAGUGUGGGUUGAGCAGUGGCCUCUUACAGAAGAAAAAAAUACAGGUUGUAACAAACCUAAUACAGGAUCAAUUAAUACAGAUCAAUUAAUUUUAGGACCAUGAAAUACCCCAAUUUUUAUUGUUAAAAAAAAUCAGGAAAAUGGAGACUGUUACAGGAUUUAAGAGCAAUAAAUGUUACUAUGCAAGAUAUGGAAUGCUUGCAACCAGGCUUGCCAUCACCUGUGGCCAUCCCUAAAGAUGAACAUGUUAUUGUUAUUGAUUUGCAAGAUUGCUUUUUUACCAUCCCUUUACAUCCCCAAGACUGUAAAAGAUUUGCAUUUAGUGUCCCAUCAGUAAAUUUUAAAAGGCUGUUUCAAUAGGAUGAAUAGAAAGUUCUCCCUCAGGGCAUGAAAAACAGUCCGACUUGAUGUCAAAAAUUUGUGGAUAUGGUUUUGUCAUCCUUUAGGGAUGAGUACCCUUCCAUUUACUGUGUUCAUUACAGUAAAGGGAAUGUCAACAAUUAAUAGACAUUGGGAUCCUGACCAACUGGACUCUAAACCUCAAGCUAUGUGGAAAAAUCUCAUUUCUGGAACAUGGAAAGGCCCUAAUGUGUUAUUAACAAAUGGGAGAGGCUAUGCUUAUAUCUUUCCACAGAAUUCAAAUGGCCCAAUUUGGAUUCCUGACAGACUGAUCCGACACCAUGUUUCAAAAGCCUUCACCGACACAUCGCCCCAAGAUGCAUAGGUGCAGCCCUCUGGGACCCUAUCCACCUCCUCCAAGAUGCCAUUGCUCCAGAUCCCCUGCUGGAAGAUCAUCAUCUUCCCUGCACCACCUUCGGGGAUGCAUGAAUUCUCCUCCUAUGUGUUUUACAUCUAAUCUUGACUAUAUAAAGUCUCAACUACCUGGCUGCCUACCUAUUAAUGACAAGUAUUUUUAAACAGGAUCUCCAAAAGCCUUCCUCCUCCAGACCUAACCGUGAUUUAUGGGUACUGCUUUUAUCUCUCCUUGGUCCUCGCAGCACUAAUGAAAACAUAGCUCGAGUUUCAGUGUCCUCCACUCUCCCAGCCUGUUCAAUUUACAACUCAGAUGACUCCCGGAAUACUAUUGACGGAGAUCAUGGAUUUCCCACUUGGCAUACUUGUACGUUUCCCUCUGCAGGACUUCGCUACCAGCCUUACCAGACUAAUCUUUCUGUUUAUGAUUUUUCAGUGCUUGGAGCAGGUACAUCCGCCACUAAUGUCCCCAAGGACUAUAGGUUUCUCCUGCAGGACGCUCUCAUCUACAACCGGUCGAAUCACUUCAUUCCACCUCUGGAACCUGUCACCCGGUGGUAUUCAGCGGGAUGGAUUACUCCCGCCUACAUUGUCAACACUUCAAAUGGUUCCCGUGCAUACCCGGACUUGUUUCACCUCCUUGCCGCCACUUCACCUGUGCGUUUUCGCCGACCUGGACAUUCUGUUAAUGCUUCCACCGUAGGGGCUUGUGUGGGACCCCCUUAUACCCUCCUUGUUGAGGGCCCCAGACUAUUAACCAUUACUUAUCAUCACCAUGUUUUUCAUGUUAAUUGUACUGACUGCAUUCUCACCAACUGUAUUACCUCUGUUGGCUCAUUGUCUAAAGCUACUUUUGUUAUCUUACAUCAACCUCCUUAUGUCAUGCUCCCUGUAAGCUUACAACAGCCGUGGUAUGAUGACAUUGGACUGUAUACUCUUCAGCUUGUGGGACAGGGACUGCGUCGCUCCAAAAGGUUUGUAGCGGCACUUAUACUGGGUAUUACGGCACUUAUUGCUAUUAUUAGUUCUGUUGCUGUUUCUACUACUACUCUCGUGCAACAAGUUCACACUGCCUCCCAUGUUAAUGAUUUGUCUCGUAACAUCACACACGCUUUGAUUAUCCAAGACCACAUUGAUAAUAAGUUUGAAGCUCGUUUAAAUGUUCUUGAGGAAUCACUUUUACAUAUUGGCAAUCAAAUUCAACACAUAAAAACGCAUUUGACUACCAAAUGUCAUUCUGAUUACAAAUGAAUUUGUGUCACUUCACAUGUUUAUAACUCUUCUUCUGUUUCUUAAAAUAAUGUCAAAAAUCAUUUACUGGGUGUUUGAAAUAAUACAAACAUUUCCCUGGACCUUACUGCUCUGCAGAAAAAUAUUAAGGCAAUUAGUUUAGCUCAUGCCCCCUCCUCCACACCUGCAGAAGUUGCUGCUUCCUUCCUGGCUUCCUUGCAACAUUAUACCACUAAGGCCGCCUGGUUCCCAUCAUUUAUUACUUUAGGUGUUGUUUUGCUUGUCACCAUAAUUAUAUUGAUACUCUUCCCAUUGUUUAUUAAAUUGCUUUUCCGUGCUAUCAAUCAGACACGUGUUGAGUUGCAAACUAUGCAAAUGAUGGCCAAAAACAAAAAAGGGGGAGGUGCUGCAGGAGGCCUUGAUGCCCCAGCCAGAUAAGACACUGGCAAGCAGUGAAGCCCAAAGGGCCUCACACCGUGGGGCCGAAGCCAAAGGGCCUCACACCGUGGGGCUGAAGAUUCCUUGUGCCUCACACCGUGAGGUUGAAGAUGUAACAUUCCUUCACUUUCUGUUCUUGGUCAUAAAUAAGAAAAAAUUUCCCAAAAAAGUACAUUAGGCACUAUAUUAUAUGCAUCAGUAUAUUGCAAAUAAACGGCAUGGAAAAUUAGAAACUAAUUAUUAAACAAUUUGGCCUACUUGACAAUGGAAGACAACUUAUUGAAUAUGCCUGACAAGCAUUACAAUACAAUAAUCAUAGCAGGUCCUUCUAUUUUGUUUUCUCUUGAAGUUUCUUGGGAAAGUUUUUAAUAUGAAGCUAUUUGAGUUAAGGAAUUUCUAGGUAGAAAAAGUUCUGAUAGCUGAACUGCAGCUGGUCUCCAGCUGAAGGUCAUGUGAAUAGAAUAGUCCUUUGAUGCUUAGGCUUUAGCUGAUAGGGAUGCACUGGCGGUUAUUCACUGUUUUAAAUAAUUGUCUGAAUGAAAAAAUAAGUAGCUUUAAUGUUAGGUUUGGUUUAUUAUCUGUUAACCUUGAAAGCUGCCGUCUAGCUGAGACCUGUAGGGGCCAGUAGUCUAUGGGAAACAUAAUAUACUAAUUGUUUAUGCUUUACACAUGAUAAUGUAUUUUCUUAUUAUUAUUACUAAUAAUGAAUAAAUAAAGACCUGCUGAGUCUCUCGGCAGAAGAUACUAGCACCUCACCAAGUGUCAGUGUCUCCUCAUUCUACCUCAUCCCCUUCCCCUCAGCCCUUAAGUUUUCAGUUCUUUCGUUUUCGCCUAGGCCGUCUCAUCCUUUCAGGAACCCCUGACAAGACGUUUUGCUGGAGGCUGGUCCCCGGCACUCUUUGU